This is a messenger RNA of Ruditapes philippinarum (Manila clam), 8519 nucleotides long. RefSeq lists its product as uncharacterized. Gene Ontology annotation, molecular function: RNA polymerase II cis-regulatory region sequence-specific DNA binding; DNA-binding transcription factor activity. The coding region runs from base 243 to 3374 and encodes 1043 amino acids. Gene Ontology annotation, biological process: regulation of transcription by RNA polymerase II. Lineage: Eukaryota; Metazoa; Mollusca; Bivalvia; Venerida; Veneridae. The transcript is spliced from 5 exons. The record is from RefSeq and is a predicted model, not a curated record.
GUGAGACCCUGCCAGGUGUAUUGUAGCCGUUACAAAAGAUUACAUGCAAAAAGUUAUUGGGACAACAAAAAAGGAAAAGAUAAAAUGGCCAACUUUGAUACAAUUCAUGUGGAAAGAUCUGUCUAAGAGCGAAAAAGUCAAAACUGUUUCUGUCACAAGUGCAUCUCUUUAUCUGUGAAAAUUUUAUAAAAUAGAAUGAAAUAAAAGUUAACAGUUGAAAAACUAAGAGAUAGCCUUAAAGCAUGUUGACGGUAAAGGAGAUUCACAACUGUAACAGUGAAGGGGACAUGUAUCAUAUAAAGAGGAGUGAAGCAGUUUCUCCGCAGGCCGCAGAUGUCAUCGGCAACGGGCUGAAUUCGCACGAACAAGACAUCGCUAAAAAGUUAGAAAGAAACUUCGAGAAAUGUGACAAGAAUGGUGAUGAUACUAUAAAUAGAAAACUAGACAUUAACGCAGAAUCACUCCGUGAAAAAUAUCCGGACUACGUUCGUUCCGGUUCGUCAGAUGUAGACAGUGACCUAGAAAAGGAGGAGUUGAAACAGGGCGAAGGUUUUUCCGAAAGAAAUCAUAACUUUGGUUACUCGCAACACUUACCUAGCAAUAUUAACCCGUAUGCGUCUGCCUUCGGUGCCGAGGAAGCCCGUCUUAGAUUUAAUUUGGAAUCGGCCAAAUUUAAGGAACGUCUCGGGUCAAUCGGGUUAUCUCAAUUCCGGGAGGAGGAGUUACACAGGCGCUACUCACUUCAGGACAGUGUUCAAGAUUCCGGCAAGCAGGCGGCACCGAGUUCAAGUCCAGAAUUGAGUCCAAGGUCACAUUCUCUUCAAAGUUCACCUCAUCAGUCAUAUAAACUUCAAGAUCAUGGUCCAAGGUCAAUCCAUGAUUUGUCAUUUGAAGAACAAGAUACCAAUUCUUUCCUGCCACGUAUAAAAGAGGGACUGUUCUUCUGUCAUCUUUGCAGUUUCUCAGGUACAACACAGGGAGAUUUUGACCAACAUAUGACUGUACAUUUUGAGCAUAUAUGUCCACACUGCGACUACAAAUCGAGAACCGAAGGUCGAUUGAAGAGACAUAUUAAAGAUUUCCAUACGGAAGAUCCGGACGGUGGUUACAAUAGGACAAUGCCUGGUCGACCGAAGGUGUUCCGGUGUAAACAGUGCGAAUAUUCCACUACAGACAAGAUUGAGUUUUGGACACAUUCACGAUCUCAUAUCAAGGAAGACAAGUUGUUGCAGUGCCCAAGAUGUCCGUUUGUAACAGAGUACAAGCAUCAUCUAGAAUACCAUCUACGCAAUCACUUUGGGUCGAAGCCGUUCAAAUGCCCAAAAUGCAACUACGCCUGUGUGAACAAGUCAAUGUUAAACUCGCACAUGAAAUCUCAUACUAAUGUUUAUCAGUAUAGAUGUGCAGACUGUACUUAUGCCACCAAGUACUGCCACAGUUUAAAGCUUCAUUUACGCAAGUACAAUCACAAGCCCGCUGCCGUCCUCAACUCAGACGGCAGUCUACCGCAGGGAGUUGAUGCUACAGCUUCGGGCCUUUCCUUGAUGGCUAAACGUGGGCCACCCCGCGGUCCUCGAGGGCCAAGGAAAGAUAAACUUGACCAGAGUCCAGGCAGCUUUUUACCAAUGCCACCAUCACCCAUGGCACCACUCCCUGGCCUACCAGGUAUGAUUUCACCAUUCUGGCCUCUUAUGCAAGGUCAGAUGCCUGGCAGGCUUCCACAUCCUCUAAGUCUCGGACCACGUUUCAAUCCGCAGUUUGCACGAUUUCCAAACUUUGGUAUCAAGACAGAAGAAAUGACAUCGCCAACUGCAACAUCCAAUUCAGAUCCAUACAAGUGCAAUUUAUGCAGUUUUGUCGGCACCAGUCGGGAGGUUCUUACGAGCCACUUAGUCAAAGUGCACGCUUCGGAAAAUCAGGAUUUGUUCACAAUGUUUGGUCUGUCAUCGGAAACAUUGCUAGAAGAUAAUCAGAAGAGAAUGAAUGCGCUCAGUUCCUUCCGCUCACCAAUGAAAUCCCCGAAAUUAGAUGCAGUCAGCCAUGGAAUGGACAUCAAUUUGAACGGAAAGAAAGAAUCCAAUGAAAUGAAGAAAAUCAAGCGUGAAAAUGAAGAAGCCAUGAGUGUGUCUCCUUUUGCAUUUAUGAAUGGUAAAUUUCAGGGAGCAGGAAAUGUUAAAGAUGAGGGAAUAGACAUUUUGAAGCAGAUGACUUUAAAAUUUGGUUCAGGACCAGUUGAUUUAAAACGUAAACGCCCCAUCGAGCCAGUACCUGUUGUACGACAGGAGGCUAUGACCCCUGAUACCCCUGAUAGUCCUCUAGAUUUGACAAAGCCUAGAAGUUCCCCUUCAGUUUAUCAGCAAGAAAGCAUUAACAAGCACGAAGAUGUUGAUGGGGAACACUCAAGUGGUGAAAACUCGGUCUAUUCAAAUGAGGUGAUGUCACCGACUCCAAGGAAGCGCUCAAGGAAAGGCAAGGCAUAUAAGCUUGACACGUUAUGUAUGAAGCUACAAGAAAAGCAUGGAAAUAUGUACGGUAGCGAUGAAGAUUCUUCCGCAGAAAAUGAUGAAAUGUACACGUCUGACUUACUUCCUGUUGAAGCAGACGGUCAAUCACCGGAAGAUUACAGUGGAAAUGAUAAUAGCUACGCAGAUAUCGACUCGGACAUUGAUAAACAGGAAGAGAAGACUGAGAAAAAUGUUGAUGAAGAAACUAGUGACAUCAUGCCCAAGUUGGAUGUCAAUAUGGCACCAAUGAAUAAUGGUGAAAAUAAAAGAGAUGGACCUCCAGCAAAAGAGGAAGAUAAAAAUGAAAACAAUUCUGAGAAACUGGCAGAAGAAGAUCUUAAGAAAAUCCAUGCCAAUCUUGAAAUGUUGAAUGAGACGUCUGGUUUGAAGAAUAAUAGAAUUGACAAUUUUGAGGACAUGAAAGACAAUGAUGUAUCUAAUUACGAAAAAGUGUUUCAAAUUGACGAAGAUAUAAAGAAGUCACCAUCGCCACCUGGAUUUUCCAGUCAUAAUCGGCGGAAGCCAGUGGCAGCAGCUAUACAGCGUGGCGCAGAUAUUGCUUGGAAAAUUUUAAACGAUCCUAAAAUGGCUGAUCCUGCGAGACUUAUAAAGAAUGGCGAUAAUGGACACAAGCUUGAAUUGUCUCCCUUAGAUAAGAAGCUGUGGCUUGAUGCACCUUAUUGUACGAAGUCACAAAAAGGCGAUUACGAGUGCCCACAUUGUCAGAUUUCCUUUGGAGACUGCAUUAUGUAUACCAUGCAUAUGGGUUACCAUGGAUACAAAGAUCCGUAUAAAUGUAAUAUGUGUGGUGACACGUGUAAGGACAGAGUGGAGUUCUUCCUUCAUAUUGCAAGAGCUGCUCAUAAUUAAAGACACCAAUAUCAGAUAACUUGCACAGUUAGUGCUUCAUUGACUUUUGCUAUUGUUCGAAACGCGGAGAUAAAUAAAGACGUUAAGAUAUUUUGUUCAUAUUAAGAAAUUAUCACAUGUUUAUUCAAAUAACAUGAGUGUUAUUGAAACAAUUGUUAUUGAAAUCCAAGCUGUUAUGGAUAUGUAACAGACAAACUGCAAAAACUGCUAAACAUUUGUAGAAAACAUCAACUGUAAAAAAAAUAUCACAGUGCUGAAUACGGAACAGACUUGCUGCCCUCUAAAAGUGACCAAUCAGAAAACAGUAUUUUUUGAGAGAUGGUCUGUAUGACUGGAUAUUGUACCAUUUUUAUUAAGUUAAUCAUGAAGUUAUACAGACAUAUACAGGCAUCAGUCCUAAUAUUUCCAAUAUUGACCUGUUUAUUAUGUUAUAUUUGAUUUAACUAGUCAGUUUUACAUUAUUAUGUAUAUAUAUAAUACUUUUGUGUAUAAAAGUCAUGCCAUAUGUUUUGCUGAUAUAUAAGCAAUCAUAUUUUGUUUGUCCAUUUGAAAAAAAAAUCAAACAGUAUUUCUUUUUAUAGUAACAUUCCAUGUUUCUACAAAAUUAUUGCUCCAAAGUUUUAAAAUACUAUAUAGAACUUAAGUAUUCAAACUUUUUCUGGAAAUUCCAUUGCUUUGGUUCAAUAUUUGAUACUUUGGUUUUAUUUUUGUUACUUAUGUUCGAUAUUUGAUUCUUUGGCUUUUUUUCACCUACUACAAGAUACUUACAUUAAAUUUUAUGUAUUUUUAUAUGCCAAUGUAUAUACUGUACCAUUCUGUUAAUGAUGUGUAUUAUUAUUUUAUUUUCUUUGUUAUUUAUUUUUAGCUGCAUUAUUUUGUUGAUGUACAUUUGUAAUCAAGAUAGUGUAUUUUUUUUCUCCGUUCUUGUCUUAAAAUGCUAUGAUUGUAUAUGUAUGUUAAAUAUUGUGAAAUUUCAGAAUACUUCAAUAAUAUAAAUCCUGUAAUUCUGGAAAAACUUGAAUUUUCUGUUUAAUAUAUAUACAUAUUUUUUCUUUUGACAUUAUUAUUUGAAAGACUUCCUAUUGGUUGAAUUUAGGAGAAAGUAGUCUGGCAAGACAACAGUGAAUAUACAGAAAAUAUGUUUCACUGCAGUGAAAAAUAAAUUUUUUCAGUAACAAUGGGAAAAUGAAUAUAUGCAUCUUAUUUCACCAAUAUUUCAUAUAUGAGUAUAUAUAAUAAAUAAGAAAAUCACAAACUCCGGAACGAAUAAACAUACUUUGUAUAAUUAUGCUAUUUAAAAAAUCAUAUUCAGAAUGAUGUAAUCUUGAUUUUUUAAAGUUAUGAUAUUUGUUUUAGUUCUGAUUUAAACAAUAUAUUUUUAUUGACUUACUGCGUACAGAACUGUACACAAUGCAAUAGUAAUAAGAAAUCCUCUUUUUGUUUUUUGUUAUUUUGUUAUAUAAAAGUUAUAAUGUAUUCUUGCAUUAUGUUAGCUGCUUUUUUGACAUAUGUUUUUAGAAAGAAUUAUCUUAAAUUUCUUGAGAAAUGGUUUUAUCAUAAAGCAAUAAGAAAUAUAAACACGUGUCACUAUAUAUAGAAUGGUUAUGUUACUGAAUAGACUGGCUUACAGUAUGUGGACUGUACUUGCAUUGGUAGCCAGCUCGAUUGGGUCACUGACAUAUUCCAACAUGAACAACACUCUGGUCACUGACAUGUAUUCCCUCAUGUAAGACUCUCCAUUUGGCCACUUACAUGUAUUCCCCAUGUCUAAGACACUCAAUUGGGCUAUUUACAUGUUUUCCCCAUGUGUAAGACACUCAAUUGGGCCAUUUACAUGUUUUCCCCCAUGUAAGGCACUCCCAUUAUGUUUUUACAUGGUAUUCCCUCAGGACACUUGACUGGAAUGAUCAUAUGAAUUCCUUUUGAUAACACAGUCCAACUCAGAAAUGUGAUGCAAAAGAAGAAGUUAUUGUUUUAUUUUCUUGAAAACAAGUUAAGUUUUGUUGCAUAUUGCCAGUGCAAUUUUAUACAAAUACCUGGUAUACGCAUAAACCUUUCUGUUGACAUGUUUAAAUUAUUUGAUCUCUGUUAUUGUUUUUGCAGCUAAUACAUUCUCAUUUGUUAUCAUAGUAUUAUUUAAGCAGGGAAAUAACUCUUAUCAUAUCAGGAAAUUAGGACACGCCAUCCUUCCAUUUUCAUUUUGUUUUGAAUUUUGUUGUUUUCCUUAAAGCAACCUUCAGCUUUUAUUUUUUGUUGAUAAAACAGUUUCGUACUUUUUCAAACUAAGUAUUUCAGUAAUUUUAUCUUGGACCAAUGGAGUGUUUCACUGUUAAGCCUUCUUCAAAACAGCGCCACAAGAGCUAUUUAUAUCGCGCAGUGACGUUUCUAAAAAUAGAAGAUUGGGAAACGAUCCUCUGCUUUACUAAUUUACAUAUAGAGAGCAAAUUAGAGGUAUCGAGGGGUUUUCCUUAUUGUCUUUUGUAUUUUAUCGCCAACAGAUUUCAUUUUACACCUUAAUUCUUUUGAUUCGACAAUUAUAUGAAACAAUUUAUCUAAAAAUAACAUAUUUAACCUUCAGAAAAGCUGAAGGACGCUUUAAACCUUCAAAGAUUCAUUACAGACAAUAAAGUUUUCUAACUUCUAGUACUGAUGCGUCUUUAGUAAAAAAUUUCAAACAGCGACUUCCAUUGCACAAUUUAGUCAGACAUUCCAAUUAAUACACUACCAUGUUUAUACCUUCCAUCCUCAUCCAAACCUAUAGCUCAAACUUGUGUAUAUUUUAGCCGCGUCACGACAAAACCAACAUAGUGGGUUUGCGACCAGCAUGGAUCCAGACCAGCCUGUGCAUCCGCGCAGUCUGAUCAGGAUCCAUGCUGUUCGCUAUCAGUUUCUUUACUUGUAAUAGGGUUGGUAAGCGAACAGCAUGGAUCCUGAUCAGACUGCGCGGAUGCGCAGGCUGGUCUGCAUCCAUGCUGGUCGCAAACCCACUAUGUUGGUUUUGUCGUGACGGCGCUCAUUUUGUUUAUGCUUGCCAAUAUGUUAAACCAAUGCCUUUUUUCUCAGGGAUAAGUUAAUGGUAUUUAUUGUUAACAUUUCCAGUAUGUUAUUUGUAGUAGAAUUUACACUUGUUAAAGCACUGGGACCAAAUACUUUGAAACUGUCAAGUGUAAGAACUGUCAAGUGUAAGAAUAUCUUCGAAUUGUCUCCCCUGAAUUUUGUGCCCAGUCUACACCAGAAUGCCAGGAUGUCAAGUUUUCAUUGGUUGUUUUUAUUUGAUUUAAAAGUUACAACCAAUCAAGUGACAGUAUUUAUAGGAAGGGUAGACUGGUAUCUACAUGGGAUAUUGUUAUCCUGCAUAUAAUUUUUUGCAGAAGUAAGACACUUGAAUAGUUUUCAUUUAUUGGUCUCCAGAAUACGUUAAUUAUGUAGCUAUUUAAUAGUUUGUUAUAAUUGUGAAUGUAUCUGUACACGUAUUUAUACAUAGAAAUCCAAUUAUAUUGUUAUUCCUCCCAUAUAAUAUUCUAGGAAUUUUUUUUUUUAUCUUUUUUUUUUUUCAAUCCUAAUUAUACAACAUGUGACGGUCAGUCCGCAGCGAAUUAGCUAUUCUGUAGUAGGUAUAUAAAAAAAUUGUGUAUUACAUAAUGUUCUAGUAUUCGGAUUUGUUUGCAUCACAUGCAUACUUACAUUACCUCUCAAGCCAGGGGCCAUGAGUUUGAAUCCUUCUUAAGACUCAUAUGACACCAUUACUAGUUGGUCCAAGCAAGAACCGUAUAUGCGGCAGUUAUUAGUUUUUUAAGUAACCUGCCAACAUUUGGUACUCUAUUGAUAUUCAGGUAAUAGAAUUUAAACAAAGGAAAUAUCAAUGUUAGUGCAAUAACUGAUUAACUCCUAUUAAAUUUAGAACGACUUACUCCGUUACCACACUUUGGUGACGAAAUUUAAUGACACUUUGAAAUAGUAAAUUUUUUUUGACAUACUCAUUUUGUUUCAAGUCUGGGCAUUAAGUAUAUGCAUUUAAUAAUGAUGUUUUGUUUUUCGUUCAUAAGAUAAAAUUGUGUUUAAUUAAUAUUCAUUUGCUGAAAGAUUAUUAUGGUGCUGAUUUUAACUGGCACUUUGAAUCAGAAUUGUUUAAACACAUAUCUUGUAGUUAUGUUCUCUACAUUAAGUGUUGCAUUGAAUUACAAUUUAAUAAGUAACAAAUCUAGUGUAUGGUUUAACCCUUUAACAGGUUAUAUGACCAUAAAUAAACAUUUUUUUGCAUAUAUUGCUGACAACUGUUUAUAUAUGGCCAUAUAUAUUAUAAUACAGCAAACUUGUAGAGAAAAAAAUGAAAUUUCUUCAUAAAUUGAUAGCAGGUGUGAAUAUAAAACUAUUUAAACGUCACAAUUAUCCAAUGAAAAGCGACGUUACAAACAUGCAGUAUUAUAAUGUAACAAAUACAUUGAUUAGUAUAAUUAUGACAUGAAUAAAAGAGAUGCAUUUAUUCCAUUUUGUUAAAACUGUAUUCAAGUUGAUAAUGUGUAUAUAAAACAAUGAAUUUUGAAUUUUAAUCUUACCUAUUAGUUAAUCAGUAACUAAAUGUAAUCAAUUUGUGUAAAAGUGUGUAUUGCUGGUAUAUUUACGAAGGUUACCUAGAAAUUUAUUUGAAUAAUACUUAAACCUGACUACCUCAGUCUUUAGUCAUAGGCUUGCCUUAAAAAUAGCGUUUCUGUUGCCCUUGUCAAGUAGAAUUAGAAUGUGUUUAAUCUAGAUUCUGAUUAAUUUAAAUUAAUUUUAAUUAGAAUUUUGAAAUUUUUUGAUGAUGAAUAAAAAACACUUCAAUUUUUUUAUUUAUUUAUUUUUUUUUUUUAAUAUAGUAAAGCAGAAUGUUACCUAAUGAAAAUUUUGUUAACAAUUUUUAAUGACUUUUUUAACAAAGUUUUUUUAACACUUAACAUUGUUAAGCAACAUAUUUGUUAACAUUGUUAGAUAAACGUUUUAUCUCCAGCAUUUAACUAAAUAGAAUGAUUAAAAAAAAUGAAACACAGCAUAUUUUAUAUGUGUAUUUGAUUGAAAUAGAUUGUAGAUAUUUUGAUAUGAUUGUUAAUUUCUUUUUCUUAAUGUGCUCUAUAUGGUGUGUCAAUAAUCAUGUUCUUUAUGUAUAUA